Molecule: messenger RNA, 2015 nt
Organism: Hyla sarda
Lineage: Eukaryota; Metazoa; Chordata; Amphibia; Anura; Hylidae
Product: ABI gene family member 3-like
Exons: 11
Coding region: 8-1195 (395 amino acids)
Cellular component (GO): intracellular anatomical structure; lamellipodium
Molecular function (GO): SH3 domain binding
Source: RefSeq, a predicted model, not a curated record
GCGCAGAAUGGCUGACUUACUGAAGAAGAAGCCAGAUGUCUCUACACCAAGACACGAAAUGGGAGACAUCUACAGAGAGGUGUCCACAGCAAGGCAAGCCUUGAGGGACAGCUACCAGAACCUGCAGAAUGUUGCUGACUAUUGUGAGAAGAACUACAUGGAGGCUCCUGACAAGCGUAAAGCCCUGGAAAGCACCAUGUCCCUAGUCACACAGACACUGGCCAGUGUGGCUUGUCAAGUAGGGGUGGCUGCCCGCCAUGUGUCAGAUUUGUUGGAGGUACAAAGCCUGAUGCUGCAGAAGGAGGAAGUAAGAGUCCGGUAUGUCUCUCAGUUACUAGAUAUCCAUGCCGAAAAAGUUUCCCGCCAGAAGAUUGGAAAGUUGACAACAGCCAAGAAAUUCCAGCACACUCAGAAAAUCCAAAGUGGACAGGACAGACCUUUGGGCUCUUAUACCAGAAUGCCCAUUAACUUCACUUCUCUUGAUAACACUGGUCAUGGGAUCCUGGAUUCUGACUUACAGCUAUCUAAAACCGGAACUAUGUCCCGCAAGAUAAGUGUGAAAACCAUGAGCCAGACACUGGGGAGAAGUCGAUCUAGAGAGCCUGUAUCCCCUCCAAGCAUCCCAGCACAAAAGGUCCCAUGUCCAAUCUUCCAUGAUCCUUCUAGAAUGAAUGGUGACUUACCUUUGCCCCCACCCGAGUAUCCAGCUCCUUUAGCCUUAGAGACACAACGCCCACUAGAAAAAGGCUCCUGUUUCCCUGACCAAUAUACUUUGAUGUGCAGUGACCUCCCUCCUCCUCCAGAACCUGAAGUGAAUGGAUCACUAUUGCUCCCUGCUCCUAUCAUGGAAGACCUUUUCGAUGAAUCUUUACCUCCACCCCCACCAGCCAUUGACAACGAUGAUAAACAUUCAUCAUGGCUCACAGAAAAUGGUCUUACAUCCCCAGGGUGCAGAGAACUAUCCGCCGAUGACCUCCCCCCACCUCCUGCUCCAGACUAUGAAGUGACAAAUACAGUAUGGCCAUUGAACAAUGGUCUUACAUCCCCAGGGUGCAGAGAACUAUCCGCCGAUGACCUCCCCCCACCUCCUGCUCCAGACUAUGAAGUGACAAAUACAGUAUGGCCAUUGAACAAUGCUGAUAUCAUGAAGAGCCCGACUUCCUUGGAUGAUCUUCCCCCUCCGUCUGAAAUGUGAACAUCAGGCCUGCUCACAAAAUGAAAUGUAGCUGGUCGCUAAACCUUAAAACACAUUUUAAACCUGAGAUCUAUUAAAAAACUAUUUUAUUCAAACUUGAUGGACUUUGGCUUCCAGCGCAGGUUGUUGCCUGGUCCUGAUCUUCUUGUCUUCUUUCACUGCAUUAAGAAGUGUUGAGCUGGCAGGAUUCAUUGCAGCAUGGAACGUAGACGUUUACACAAGACUUAAGGUGUGUUAUAUCAGAGCUAAGUACUGCCAGAGGCGCCAAAUCCUGGGACAUUGUGUAACUUACUUGUGAUCAUUGAAAGUGCUGAACUACACAACUUUCUUUCUGGCCUCUCACUGCUUUUAAUGCUUUUUUAACUUUAUCUCCCCACUGUUAGUCUAUUGUCUUGGUAUCUUGAUGACUAUGCAGAACAGGUCACUUCGGAGCACUGAGGCCAGGGGGUCAUGAUCUUCUGCCCAUGUUAACAUAAGCUUGAUAUACAUAACCUUGGUAGAUAGUACUCCACCCUACAUACAAGCAGUAAAUAUGGAUUCAUCGAUUUUGGCAGUACAUACAACAUUUUCCGCUAGUCACCCUUUGUUAAUGUUUUUAGACCUCUACUUAUCGCACCCAGACUGAGCCAGAGGGUGUAGCUGGAGAGGAAUGAGACAGUAUUGCCUGUCGAAUGAAGAUAAGGUCAAUGAGUGCGGAGCAUGGGAGUUGGAUCAUUUUUGGCUUGCAAGGAAAUUGUAAUUAGCUGCAAUACCAAAGUUUGCCCCUGGUGGCACUGUUUUUUUAAAGAAAGCAUCUAUGUUUUUCUAAUUUUGUUAAAGG